GCCAAGUGCAGGCUCUGUGCGCACUGUAAGGGCACCGGCCUCAUACGGAGACACUCUCAUAACCCAUUCAUGAUUGUUAUUCCGCUCUUUAUCUGUUUAUUUUUGUCUUCAUCAUAGUAUCAAGCGGAGAGGCUUGGGCUAUAUCUUGCUCUGUUCUUGUCGCAAAAAAAAUUGGUGUGGGGUCAUUUUUGAGCUGAUUUCUUCAAGCACCUGUCACAACGAUCGACACUUGAAGUCAUCGUUCUCACACGUCCCGAAUCUGAUGGGCACAAAGACUACCAGCAGCCUCCCGUUCUCCAUGUUGCCUCGGCUUGGUUUUACUCCCAGUCACAAAACGGGGUCUUCAUCUCGUUCUCCUUAUGCUGAAAACUCUGAAGAAGACUGGUAUAUCCCCUACAAUGGUCCGUUAGAACCACCCAAGAGCGUCUCAAUGGCCAAGCAAGGUACCACGAGACACUUUUGUAGACAGGAUGACAUAAACGCAUUUCUGGAAGACUCUCAAUUACUGGACCGCUACCGGGAUACGUCUGUGAACGAUGCCGAGCCAUUGGGACUAGGUCUACCUGCACAAUCAACCAGUUCCCACAGAACCCGUAUUCGCCCUGAUUUCAUGAGGCAUACUACGAGCUCAUCAAGUGUCAUCGACCCGAUACGGCCGCAUCCUCGACGGCGGCAGGCAAGUGCACCGCGCUUGCAAAUUCCCACUCACACCAGCAUGGAUGCUGGCGCUGACGUUGGUGAAUCCCCGAUGCCUAUGCAACGUAUGGCAACGUUGUCCCCCCAGAAAAAAAUGGGUCGGUUCUUCGGCUUCGGAUCUAGCAAAAAGCCAAAAAGCCAAUCAACCAGUACACCAGUAUCCCCUAUUAUUCGGACUAACACGCUGGGGACAUGGCCUCCCAGUUCUGUUCAGCAUAGUACACUCCAGGAACAUGUUAAUUUUGCGAAAUCUCCAGGUUCUAGUCCCAACACUAGCAAUCACUUUGACUCACCUUAUGCCGCAUUGGCACAGCCAUCCCGCAGAAGUCAGACCCUCCAUUACCCGCCACGGGUUGACGGUAUGAAUCUCUCCCCCUCCAAGCAACGUUCCGCCCAGCACCUCAACUUACAUGGAAAACCCGACCAAGACUCAUUCCCUUCAUUCCCGACCACAAACUAUAAUUCUUCAACUAUCUUCAUGGCUCACCCAUAUGCAAAUACAUCCUCCUCUGUUUCUGUGUCUGCUUUUCGACCCGGAACCUCUCAACAAUCUCGUCAAGGACAUCAACCACUGGAUUCGGGCUCACAACAUACUCAUUUCUCGCAGGAUAAUCCCACUCGGCGUAAUCGGGCACUCACCUAUGCGAUCGACCCUCGCAGUGACGGUGCCGCCGCAUCGGUUAAAAGUGCACGUCCCUUGACCUCACCACUGAAGCUCUCUGUCUCCACUCCGAAUCUUUUUGCAACCUCACAUGACAAGCAGCCUUCGCAACAGAGCACAAAGUCAACACCACCGGUAGCAGGCGUUGAACGCUGGCUAUCUCCUGAGACAUGGUGCGACGCACUGUUCUUUCCACGUCCACGCCUCAAAGUUAAGCGCGCACAUGGGUCACAUGGAGGAAGCAGUGGACGAAUCCUAAGUCCGCCAAUCACGCCUGUCGCUGAAGGUGCCACUCCGCGCCUCAGUCCUGCUCCACUUAGCGGGAGACCACAGGUGUCGUUGGUUACAACUGAUGUACCAAGGAAACACCAUGUUUUGUUGAAAUCUAGGUCGGCUAUUGAUGUCCUGUCUGGCCCCUCUAUUUCUGGCAGACCUCGUACUGCGCCCAUGAAACGACAUCUAGACCCAGAUGCAGAUUUAAUUGAAGACAAAAACCUCGAGGAGUCAGAAUUUGUACCGGGCGCAUCGACCGUGCAACAGGAACACCGUCCGUCAACCCCUGUACCAUCGUUAACCCAAGUUCUUGAAGAAGGCGAGGCUCUAGAAGAACAACGAAGGCAGUGGCAACAUCAGGCCUCACGCUCGUUGGGGAACAGCCGAACCCGCUCCCUUUCCCGCGCUCGUGCCAGGUCAUUGUCACGAAGUCAUGGGCACAAGUCGGAGGGCAGUACGACCCUAGAAUUUCUGGCUGCACGGACGCUCCUCGGAGGUCAGAGCAUUACCCCCACUAUUAACGUUGCAAGAACUUCGCACUCCCGAUCUCAUUCCCAUUCACACACUCGUUCGAAUUCUCGCGGGCGCUCUAGUUCAUACUCAUUCACACAGUCACAGUCGCACUCCCUUGGUAAAUCUAAUUCGCAAAGGUCGCUCGCGGAUUCUCAACCUCAAAGCGCUCGACAUGCCCGCAAUGACUCCUGGGGCAAAACUGCCCUACUUAAAGCAUGCGCACCUUGCGGAGAUAUUAGUGAUUUGCUGGGCACCCCUGUUGACAGCAAGAAAACAGCCCUGGAACCUAUGACGGAGGAAACCAAAGUCAUACAUUUGACUGACCCUGCGGACCCUUCGCACAACGAAGCCGACGAGGGAUCAGUCAUCGUUAUAGGGAUUUCCCCAGCCCCGACUACAUCAAGCGGGGAAGGAGUCGGCAUCGCACUUUCAUCCCCCCCUCCUUCUGACGAUCGCUUCUAUCCUAAUCCCGAACUCCCGAGCAUGCCCGGCCAUCCAUAUGCCAACGGUGCCACAUAUACACAGUAUCUUAAUCCAUCUUCUGAGCAUGGUCUACAACAUUCCCUCAAAAUGUCUGAUUAUGCUGGACCACAUCCAUCUGCCUACGACCCCCAACUCCCUUCUAAUACUGCUACCAACGAUGUCAGCAUGCGUCACAGGCUGCCUCCGCGGGCAAUGCAGCCGGGUGCAAUUUCACAUCCUUACGCUACUGCAUUGAGUGAGCCGGUAAACUCACAUGCACGGCAGCCUAGUAACUCUGUCCUUCCUACCCUUCCGGUUCCGCCAACCGCUGUGCAGGAAGACAAUGGUUUCACAUCUGAUAACCACAUAUCCAUCAGUAGUCCUGACUUCGAGAAGUAUGGCGUUGGUGAGGUUCUUGUGUUCGCCGCACCAUCGCGAGACGAGCAGGAAAGUGAUUCCGAAGAUCAAUCUUUGGGAACCAUCAUCCCGUGCCAGCAGGAUACUCUGAGUCGAAUCAUAGACAAAGGGAAGGCCAAAGACCUGACAUCUGCGCCCAUAGCCUCCGAUAAUAGUCAAUCCCGGAUACCCGUCUCUGAUGUUGUGAUCGUUUCCACUCGUCCUUCGAGUCUGAUAUCUGUGACAGCAGUCGAAGGCAGGGACUCCACCUACUCUCCUGGUGCCCUCCGUAACACGACCAACGUCACCUCCGCACAUCUUGUUAUUUCAGCUUUGGAUAAUGAUGAUCUAGACGAAUUUCAAGAUUUGUUCUACAGGCCUCCUCAGAACAGGUUGUCCAGUGGAAAAUCUAGCGUAAAACAUCAGGACACAAGCGAAACCAGCAGGGGUAUACCGUCGGAUAUUCACAGCUCUUAUUCUGGAAGCGCGCUCACCAAUCUCAUGCGAAGUAUGAGCGAGAUUGGAGAGCUGCAUGUAGCGGCCUCAGAUACCUCCUAUGGGCAAAGAUCAGGCGGACCAGGGGAUCAACGAUCGGAUGAACUAUCUCAAACGUAUAUCUUCAUGGACAUGUCGAGGACUUCUUCACCGGUGCAGGUCGAUCCCUGUGCUGUUACCCAAUCGCCAGCCCAGCUUUACGAUGCACCCUUUGAAGUGGGUGUUCCAGAAGAUAUCGAAUCCUCUCGAGCGUCUUCUCUUCUGAUCGCCUCACAAGAGAAUGACACUUUUGGUCACCCCAUCCGACAAGAUGUCGUUGACGCUGCAGGAACAUCCACCAUUCACCAGGGCUCUUAUAGAUCCUCUACAUACGCUUCGAUCCACGAUGCCGCCGAAGAAGAUGACCUGGUCAGCCCCAUCACGCCAAUGCAAUCGCCACCCGUCUCCGCAGAUGCUAUGCGGUCGAGCUACAUGACCAGUGGGUCUGAGUACUCACGCAUGUCCACCCUCUCCGAUUUCCCCGACCCUCCCGCGCGAACGAAUGUACUACCUAACCAACCCUCCAUCCUUCAGAUUUAUGUCAACGCUCCUACGCCACUUCAACAGUCGGAGAGCUUUCAGGGGACCGAAUGUCCUCAAUCUGGGUCCCGCGUCUUCAGCUUGGAGAGCCACCACACAACCUUCGGUGGUAGUGACGACAUGGAUAUCAUUACACAAGUUCACAGGUCUGAGCUUUGAAUGUAACAUCUAUUGCAUGCGCCUCUUACUGGAAUCACCAUCUAAGUUGUUUGUUCUCGGAUAGUGCACAUAUAGGGUAUUUUUACUGUCAUUAUUGUUGUAUUGCAGUGUAGACUCUAGUAUCAUGCUUUGCUCACUUAUUCUUGAUUAGAAUACACGCUAAUUUUGCAAGGUUAAUCAGCGCACCGUCCAUAGAAGUCAGUUGCACUGAACGUUCAGGUUCUCCAGAACUGACAGAAUAAAAAUUACUCCUUGAUCGUU
This is a messenger RNA of Suillus discolor, 4495 nucleotides long. RefSeq lists its product as uncharacterized. The transcript is spliced from 5 exons. Lineage: Eukaryota; Fungi; Basidiomycota; Agaricomycetes; Boletales; Suillaceae. Bases 263 to 4234 code for a protein of 1323 amino acids. The record is from RefSeq and is a predicted model, not a curated record.